Messenger RNA from Microplitis mediator, 792 nucleotides. RefSeq names its product dynactin subunit 5 (gene DCTN5-p25). Bases 132 to 677 code for a protein of 181 amino acids. The transcript is spliced from 4 exons. The record is from RefSeq and is a predicted model, not a curated record. NCBI's taxonomy places the organism in Eukaryota, Metazoa, Arthropoda, Insecta, Hymenoptera, Braconidae.
UUUGCAGAAAAAUAUAAAUAUAUCAUAUAUAAUAUACAAAGUAUUUGUUUAGUUGAUAUAAAAUAUUAAUCACAUGUAAUUUUUUUUUUAAAUUGAACUAGGAAAUAAUUAUAAAAAAAUUAUCAAGAAAAAUGGAACCGCAUGACAUUUAUUAUGACAGGGCUGAAUAUAUUGAGACAGCCUCCGGUAAUAAAGUGAGCAGACAAACUGUUUUAUGCGGCUCGCAAAAUAUUGUUUUGCAUGGGAAAGUUAUUGUUCAAUCAGAUGCGAUAAUUCGGGGCGAUUUGGCGAAUGUUCGUGUUGGCAGAUAUUGUAUAAUAAGUAAAAAUGUCGUUAUCAGACCACCGUUCAAAAAAUUCAGCAAAGGAGUUGCCUUUUUUCCAUUACAAAUGGGCGAUCAUGUAUUCGUUGGUGAACGUGCUGUUGUUAACGCAGCUGUAGUUGGCUCGUAUGUUUAUAUUGGAAAAAAUGCAGUAAUUGGAAGACGAUGCAUUUUGAAAGACUGCUGUUUUAUUGAAGACGGCGCAGUUAUCCCGCCAGAAACAAUAGUCCCGUCAUUCACUAAAUUUUCUGGAAACCCUGCAAUGGCCGUUGAAGAUUUACCCGAGUGUACUUUAGAUUUGAUGGUCGAUUUUACUAAAAAUUAUUACCAGCAUUUCCUCCCAGCCUCAAAGUAAUUAUUUAUUAACUCGUUUAUUUUUUUAUUUAUUUUAUUUUUUUUAUUUAGUUGUAAAUACACAGGACACUUUUCUCGAAUGUAAACAAAUUUGUUUAAAUAAUAAUUUAUAUUCC